AUGCCGGUGAUGCUUUUGAUCUUAACAGGCCCGUUCUUCACUUUGAAGUUUUUUUUCUCACAUCCAAUUUCAAAAGAGAUCAAUGGAUUUGAAUAUCUUUGCCAACUUUGCUUAACUUUUGCAAAUAAAACAUGUAAAAUCUUUCAUUUUGUUUUCACUCUGAGAAAAGAUACUUCACGGUCGAACAGGCAUAAAGGAAGAAAUACUGAAAAGGCCAAUAAUAAGAGAAUAUCAUCGUCACACAGACCUCAAAGACUACGAAAAAAUGUAAAAACACCAUGGAAAGCAAUACCAAGCACAAACAACAAACAUCGGCAAAAAAAUUUUCAAGAAAUGAGAAUUUCUAAGAAAAAAAAUAUUGAGUUGAGCUUGAGAUUGUUUAGAAAAAAAUUUUAUUCUCAUGGACCCCCAGGAUAUUCAAACAAAAUUAAUACAAAAGCAACCAUGAAAGAAUUACCAAAAUAUUCAUUGACAGGACAGGUUGCGAGUGAUCAGAAAAAAACUGAAUUUAUAAAUUAUGCCUUCAUUGUCUUACAAAGUAGUAGCGAAAACACAUUCCAAUCAGAUGACGUGAUUGCUGUUUCAUACAUCAAGAACUCUCAGCAAAUGUCUUGCUACUGUUCAUUUUUACAAUUGAAUUCAAUUCAAAGGCUUUGUAAUCAGAGAUUUAAUGUUAGACACGUUGUAAAAAAAGUUAUUCGACAAUACAAUGAGACAUCGAUACGGCCCACUCAAGUCAUGGAAGAUUCUUUAUUUUUCGGUGCUUUGCAAAGAAGUUAUUCGGCAAAACAUAAUUGGAGAAGAUUAUUGACCUAUCUUGUCUCUGAACAAGAAGGAAAAGAAAACACAAAUUGUAGUAAAUCUAAUUAA
Messenger RNA from Clunio marinus, 870 nucleotides. The record is from the annotation of a GenBank genome assembly. NCBI's taxonomy places the organism in Eukaryota, Metazoa, Arthropoda, Insecta, Diptera, Chironomidae.